Molecule: messenger RNA, 480 nt
Organism: Aspergillus tubingensis
Lineage: Eukaryota; Fungi; Ascomycota; Eurotiomycetes; Eurotiales; Aspergillaceae
Product: coiled-coil-helix-coiled-coil-helix domain-containing protein
Exons: 4
Coding region: 1-480 (159 amino acids)
Biological process (GO): mitochondrial electron transport, NADH to ubiquinone
Source: RefSeq, a predicted model, not a curated record
AUGGCGUCCAGAGAGCCCCAGUUUAACCAGCAGGUGCUGGUCGACACGACCCCCAUGCCCGAUCACAUCCCCAAGGUGGAGGAGAUCGGUGCUACGUCGGCGCCGCUGUACAGCGCGGCGUACUUUAUCGGAGACCGCUGCAAGCCCUACAACGACGAUUUCAUGAAGUGCAAGGACGAGUCGAACGGGCGCGGAGAGCUGGACUGUCUGAAGGAGGGUAGAAAGGUGACGCGCUGUGCGGCUAGCGUAAUCAAGGACAUCAACACCCACUGCCUGAAGUCGUUCACCGCUCACUGGGAGUGUCUCGAGAACAACAACCACAAGCUCUGGGAGUGCCGUGCGCAGGAGAUGAAGCUGAACAGCUGUGUUUUUGAGAAGCUGGGCCUGAAGAAGGAAAUCCCCGGAACCCCCGAGAACGUCGUCCCCGUGCACUUGCGCCCCAAGCAGAUCUACUCCGACUGGCCUGGUCGGCAAUAUUAA